This is a messenger RNA of Australozyma saopauloensis, 483 nucleotides long. It is a transcript of the gene RPL21A, whose product is annotated as 60S ribosomal protein eL21. The transcript is spliced from 2 exons. Gene Ontology annotation, biological process: translation. The record is from RefSeq and is a predicted model, not a curated record. Gene Ontology annotation, molecular function: structural constituent of ribosome. Lineage: Eukaryota; Fungi; Ascomycota; Pichiomycetes; Serinales; Metschnikowiaceae. The coding region runs from base 1 to 483 and encodes 160 amino acids. Gene Ontology annotation, cellular component: cytosolic large ribosomal subunit; ribosome.
AUGGGUAAAUCUCGUGGUUACAGAUCUGGUACUCGUUACAUGUUCCAACGUGACUUCAAGAAGCACGGAACAAUCGCUUUGUCCACUUACUUGACUGUUUACAAGGUUGGUGACAUUGUUGACAUCAAGGCCAACGGUUCUAUCCAAAAGGGUAUGCCACACAAGUACUACCACGGUAAGACCGGUAUCGUUUACAACGUCACCAAGUCUUCUGUCGGUGUCAUCAUCAACAAGGUUGUUGGUCACAGAUACCUCGAGAAGAAGGUCAACUUGAGAGUUGAGCACGUUAAGCACUCUAAGUGUCGUCAAGAGUUCUUGAACAGAGUUAAGGACAACGCUGCUAAGAAGAGAGAGGCUAAGGAGAACGGUACUCAAGUCCAAUUGAAGAGACAACCUGCUCAACCAAGAGAGUCCAAGAUCGUCUCUGCCGAGGGUAACUCUCCUCAGACCUUGGCUCCUGUUGCUUACGAGACCUUCAUUUAA